GCGGGCGGGGGCGACGACUCCCUGGCCCUUGGCCUGAUCGCGGAGGAGUUCAAGGUCUUCGGCAUGCUCCCCGCCGAGCCCGGCGGCACCGGCUCCUGGCGCUUCGCCGCCCACGGGGCCAACAGGAUCGACCUGCCGCAUGGCGUUGGCGGCCUGGAACCCUUGUUCGCCUCCAUCAACGAGAUCAUUGCGGCCGUCGUCGCCACCGACGUGAUCACGCUGGCCUCGCAGCGGCCAGAGGCCGCUCCGGCGGACGAGGAGCGGGAGAGGUUCGGGCGGCUGUGGUGGCGCCAG
Messenger RNA from Prorocentrum cordatum, 294 nucleotides. Lineage: Eukaryota; Dinophyceae; Prorocentrales; Prorocentraceae. The record is from the annotation of a GenBank genome assembly.